CCGCAUCAAGUACAAAACAGUUUCGUUCGAAACGCUGUCGUGUGAAGAGCCAAGCAAGCGAGCAGAACCGAACAACGAAUAUCAUUCAGAUAGUUUUCGGUGCCAAAAAAAGCCACAGACUUAUAAUACAUAGAUGCACCCCAGCACCUAAGCCGGUGUAUAGGAUUUAACUUUACGCAACUGGUGUCAUUCAGUGUCUAAUUAACUUGAACUUCGUACACGCAGCUUGUUUGCUUUGAUUAGCUGCUACCCCGAAGAGGCGGACUCUAAAAUGAAGUCCAAUACGGCUUCGGAUCACGUAUAUUUCAACGAUGGAUUCAAGUGCUCAACGAUCAGUAUCCAAACUAACAUCACGGAACAGAAUGGAAGUACCAAUAACAGCGUUGGUUCCCAAGGAUCCAAGGAAUUCAUAUUAACCGAGGAUGGAAAAAAAGUAAAGCCCCCGCUAAGCACUCUGGAAUGCACUCGCAGUUGGCUUCAAAAUUGCGGGCGCAGGACCUUCAACCGCAAAACCCUGCACAAAAGACUGCCCAUACUUUCGUGGCUUCCUCGCUAUAAUAGUCAGGAUGCCGUCGGUGACUUGGUGGCUGGUAUUACUGUAGGUCUAACGGUGAUCCCCCAGGCACUGGCCUAUGCAGGAAUAGCAGGAUUACCAGUAGCUUACGGUCUGUAUGCCUCAUUUGUGGGGUGUUUUGUGUACAUCUUCCUGGGAAGUUGCAAGGAUGUGCCCAUGGGACCCUCAGCGAUAGUGGCGCUGCUCACCUACCAGGCAGCGCAGGGGUCCUGGCAAAAGUCGGUGCUACUGUGCCUCCUCAGUGGAAUAGUGGAACUUUUGAUGGGCCUCUUUGGACUGGGAUUCCUCAUCGAUUUCGUGUCUGGCCCAGUUUCAUCCGGAUUCACCUCGGCCGUGUCGCUCAUUAUUCUAACAUCCCAGGUCCAGAGCGUACUGGGGAUUACAGCCAAGGGGAAUACCUUUGUGGAGAUCUGGACACAGGUCUUCCACAAUAUUGAGCACACACGGGCCGGUGACACUGUCCUGGGAAUCACCUGCAUAGUUGUAUUGCUCCUGAUGCGCAGUCUCUCCUCCUGCAAGGUUGGGCCCGCCGAUGAGAGUGAGUGUACAAAGUUCCAGCGGGCCGUAAACAAGAUCCUGUGGAUUGUGGGCACUGCCAGGAAUGCCAUUCUGGUGGUGGUUUGCUGCUUGAUGGGCUAUCUGUUGCACAGCGAGGAGCAUGGCGCUCCUUUUAGGGUGGUGGGCGACAUUCCUCCUGGACUGCCAAGUCUUCAGUUGCCGCCCUUUUCGCUGAGCGCGAACGAGACUAGUAACGGAGUGGCCCAGGGAUUCGUGGAGAUGGUGCACAGCAUGGGAUCUGGCCUGGUGGUAAUCCCAUUAAUAUCCCUAAUGGAAAAUAUUGCUAUUUGUAAGGCUUUUGCCAAUGGAAAGCCGGUUGAUGCCUCGCAAGAGCUGAUUGCCAUCGGUACCGCCAAUAUCUUCAACUCUUUUGUGCAAGCCUUCCCUGGAACCGGAGCCCUGAGUCGGGGGGCAGUGAAUAAUGCCAGUGGAGUGCGCACACCACUUAGCAACAUCUACUCCGGUGGCCUGGUGAUGAUUGCCCUGCUAUUCCUCACACCCUACUUCUUCUUCAUCCCGCGGCCUACUCUAGCUGCCAUCAUUAUAUCUGCUGUGGUGUUCAUGAUCGAAGUCAAAGUGGUCAAGCCAAUGUGGAGAUCAAAGAAAAGCGACCUGGUGCCUGGAGUGGGUACAUUCGUGGCCUGUCUCGUGCUACCUCUGGAAUGGGGAAUUCUAAUAGGAGUGGGCCUCAACGUGAUCUUCAUUCUAUACCAUGCGGCACGGCCCAAGCUCACCACCGAACUUCUGACCACUCAGGCGGGAGUGGAGUACUCCAUGAUCACGCCAGAUCGAUGCCUAAUCUUUCCAUCAGUGGACUAUGUCCGGAAUCUGGUCAACAAGCAGUCCAUACGACAAAAUGUCCCGGUGGUAAUCGAUGCCUCCCAUGUCUAUGGCGCUGACUUCACGACGGCAACUGUCAUAGACUCGCUGAUUAGCGACUUUAACCAGCGCGGACAGCUUCUGUUCUUUUAUAACCUGAAGCCCAGUAUUUGCGCCAUCUUCGAGCAGGUGUCGGCCGCGCAGUUUGUGGUCUACUACCAGGAACAGCAGCUGGAUGACUUGCUGAAGGAGCGGAACUAUGUGCAGAAACGCCUGGAGACGGCAUGACCUCCUAUACACGUGAUUUAGAACUAGAUGAAGUAGUUUUUUCGAUUUAGUUUAGUAUUGUAAAUAGUUAAUGUGUAGAAUUAGACGCAGCACACCCACACUAUUAGAAAUCAUAAGCCGUCCAUCUAUGUAGAUAUAGUUUUGAAUUAAGUUUUGAUAGUAUAACAUAGUUUGAAUUAAUUAAAAACCAU
Molecule: messenger RNA, 2430 nt
Organism: Drosophila bipectinata
Lineage: Eukaryota; Metazoa; Arthropoda; Insecta; Diptera; Drosophilidae
Gene: Esp
Product: Epidermal stripes and patches
Biological process (GO): transmembrane transport
Cellular component (GO): plasma membrane
Molecular function (GO): sulfate transmembrane transporter activity
Source: RefSeq, a predicted model, not a curated record